AUGAAAGCUCAAUGCAUGAAAAGUGUUACUAUUGCUCUGAAAGCUCUGAAUAUCAUUAUCAGUGCUGCUGAAAAAGCUAAAAUUGAGAUUAAGAAGACUAAGUUGAAUAUUGAAAGAAUGAAAUUAGAAAUUGAAAAGAAAAAAGUUGCUGCAGAAAAGAAGAAAAUCAUGAUUAAAAAGAUAAAACUUAACAUUGAAACUAUCAAGCUUGAAGUGUAUUAUGAGCUUUUGAGAAUGAUAAUGUAUGAAACAAUGAAGCAUGUUCAGAGACUCACAGAUUAUCUUGAUAAGAAUUCAGUUACAGUCAGCAACAGCAGCAGUAGUGAUGAGAAAUUUGAUAAUAAUAAUAAUUCUCUUUCUGUCUCUCUCACUGAUAUCUCUACUACUGCUGUUGAUUCUCUCUUUUCUUUCUUCUCUGAUCUUCUGACUCUGAUUGAUUCUCUGACUAUGAGCAGCACUGAAACUCUUGACAUUCUCAGUGAAAAGAUAAGUUAG
This is a messenger RNA of Blastomyces dermatitidis ER-3, 495 nucleotides long. RefSeq lists its product as uncharacterized. The transcript has 2 exons. Lineage: Eukaryota; Fungi; Ascomycota; Eurotiomycetes; Onygenales; Ajellomycetaceae. The record is from RefSeq and is a predicted model, not a curated record. The coding region runs from base 1 to 495 and encodes 164 amino acids.